Dermatophagoides farinae (American house dust mite) is the source of this 957-nucleotide messenger RNA. Its product is annotated as dehydrogenase/reductase SDR family protein 7-like. Gene Ontology annotation, molecular function: oxidoreductase activity. Gene Ontology annotation, cellular component: membrane. Lineage: Eukaryota; Metazoa; Arthropoda; Arachnida; Sarcoptiformes; Pyroglyphidae. The record is from RefSeq and is a predicted model, not a curated record.
UAUAAUGAUUUUAUUUACGAUUUUUGUGAUUUUUAUAAUUCUUUUAUUAUCAUAUGUCGUUUAUUAUCGAUUAUCACGAAUUAAAUGUUUUGAACCGAAAGCAUUGAAAUAUUUCCAUGGAAAAACUGUCUGUGUUACUGGAGCAUCAUCUGGCCUGGGUAAAGAAAUUGCCCGAAUUGCUUUUGAACAUGGUGCACAUGUUAUAAUGGCUGCAAGACGUAUCGAUGAAUUGAAACGUAUAAAAAUGGAAUUUCUUGCUACCGGUACCGGUACCGGUACUAAAAUUGAACCGGACAUCAUCCAGUUAGAUUUAAGUUCAAUCGAACAAUCGGAAAAUGUAGCGAAAAAAAUAUGCGAAAAAUUUAAUGUAGAUAUUCUCAUUAAUAAUGCCGGUAUUUCUAGUCGAGCACCAGCAUUGCAAACCGUUGUCGAUGUUGAUCAUCGAAUGAUGAUGGUAAAUUUCCUUGGCCACAUUGCAUUCACAAAAAUUAUUAUUAAAUCAAUGAUGACUGAAUCCAAACGAAACGGCCAUGGACAAAUUUUGGCCAUAACAUCCAUUCAAGAUCGAUUAGCCAUACCAUUUCGUAGUUCAUAUUCAUCAUCAAAACAUGCAUCACGUGCAUGGUAUGAUUCAUUACGAUCGGAAUUAUCAUUAAUUGCACCGAAAAUUCAUAUUUCACUUCUUGCACCCGGUUAUAUACGUACAAAUAUAUCGAUGAAUGCAAUGAAUUCUGAUGGUACAAAAUAUGGACAAAUGGAUGAAACGACAGCAAAUGGUUAUACCGCAGAAUAUGUUGCUACCAUCAGUUUAGAAAUGUUAUUGAAUGGUGAUCAUGAAAUUGUACUAGCACCAUUCAUACAUCGAAUUCUUGUUAUCAUUCGAACAUUGUGGCCUGUAUUUUAUUUUUUUAUCAUGAAAAUUUAUGCAAAACAAAAAUCUAAAUCAAGUUAAUUUUU